Molecule: messenger RNA, 761 nt
Organism: Saccostrea cuccullata (small rock oyster)
Lineage: Eukaryota; Metazoa; Mollusca; Bivalvia; Ostreida; Ostreidae
Exons: 1
Coding region: 137-712 (191 amino acids)
Biological process (GO): carbohydrate metabolic process
Cellular component (GO): membrane
Molecular function (GO): galactoside 2-alpha-L-fucosyltransferase activity
Source: RefSeq, a predicted model, not a curated record
AUUCAAAUUAUUUUGAUCAGACAGAUUAAUUUUUAGUAACAUUUUAAUUCCAGUGUAUGUGAAUGCAAGACGGUGGGUAAUUGUCGCCACAGUGCUGUUCCUCAACUUGUUCAUAUUAAACUCUCUAAAAAAGGAAAUGGUGAAUUAUAUCCCAUCAAUCCACAUGAAGCUUACCAAUCCAAAUACCACAAUGGCGGUGUUAUCAGAUGUUACCACAGAGGUUUCUACAUUGUCAAACACUGCUUCUGUAUCACCUAGCAUGACAAUCUACCAAAACGUAUCUAAAACAAAUUCAUUUUCUGGAAUGUAUGUGUGUCCAACAUUUAAGGGUAGACUUGGCAAUAAUUUAUUCCAGUUUGCGUCAGGAUUUGGAAUCGCUGUCUCCAUGGGUUUGAAAGUUGUGAUAGGAGAAAAUGACACAGUAUACAAGAUGUUUGAAAUGAAAAAUAGUAAAUACCUUUUGAUCAGUAAAGAGAAAGAAGAAUGUAUCAAUGCAAAAGCUCGAAUUGAGCGCCGUAUAUGUAUAUACGAUGACCGUCUAGUAAACUUAACACCAAAUGAAACAUUUAGAGUUGGAGAUUAUUUACAGUCAUGGAAAUAUUUUCAUAAUGAUUCAAGAGAAUUACGAGAACAGUUUAAAAUACGAGAUCAUUUAAAAAACAAAGUUGAUCAUAUUAUUAAUGGUAUCGUUGAGAAAUUCAACACAACUUGAAAAAAUGUGACAUUAAUUGCAAUCCACAUUAGACGAGGUGACAACUUAA